Drosophila montana is the source of this 4592-nucleotide messenger RNA. RefSeq names its product putative sodium-coupled neutral amino acid transporter 10. The record is from RefSeq and is a predicted model, not a curated record. Bases 367 to 2979 code for a protein of 870 amino acids. Gene Ontology annotation, molecular function: L-amino acid transmembrane transporter activity. The transcript is spliced from 6 exons. Gene Ontology annotation, biological process: amino acid transmembrane transport. Lineage: Eukaryota; Metazoa; Arthropoda; Insecta; Diptera; Drosophilidae.
CAGCAGAAUCAGCUGUGCAGCGCUGGUUGAACAGAAACCCAAACAAUGCUGACGUUACCAAAAUUGUGUUUUAAAAUGUGCACAACAGCCCAACAUAAUUACUUUUUCAAAUAGUAUUUAAUGCCUUUUGCAAUAGUAUUCACUUGCUCAAUGUAAGCCCAUCACUGAAACAGACGUCGACUGCCUAGGUUUCAACAAAUUGUUUCUGCUUGCACAAGUGGCGCCUGUCAUUUGUGAUAACAAGUGCCACAGUUUCUUUUUGCUUACGACGCAAACAGCUACCCACUGUCACAGAAGAACAAUAAAAAGCUGUCGCACCAAAUUUGCAACUUCCCGGUGAGCUCAUCUGUGAAAGCGAAUUGCAUCAUGUUCUCGCAUUCGGGUCAUGUUAUGACGCUGGCGAACAGCAUAAUUGGCGUCGGCAUCUUGGCCAUGCCCUUCUGUUUCCAGAAGUGCGGCAUCAUCUUGUCCAUUGUAUUGCUUGUACUCAGCAAUUGGAUAACGCGCAUCUGUUGCCACUAUCUGAUAAAAACUUCGCUGUUGACACGUCGCAAAAGCUUUGAAAUGCUCGGACUGCACGCUUUUGGCACAUCUGGCAAACUGCUAGCGGAACUGUGCAUCAUUGGCUACCUGAUUGGAACGUGCAUCACGUACUUUGUGGUCGUCGGCGACUUGGGCCCACAGAUUGUUGCCAAGCUGUUCUCGUUGGAUAUGGCGGAGUACAAUCAUCUGCGCACCGUGGUCAUGUUUGCUGUCACCGUCUGUUGCAUUGUGCCGCUGGGCAUGCUGCGCAAUGUGGACAGCUUGUCAGCUGUGUGCACCGCCUCCAUUGGCUUCUAUGUUUGUCUUAUGCUUAAAAUUGUGCUCGAAUCCGAGGCGCACAUUGUCGCCAACGAUUGGACCGAAAAGGUUACUUACUGGGAGCCAGCGGGAAUGCUGCAGUGCCUGCCCAUCUUCAGCAUGGCGUUAUCCUGCCAAAUGCAACUUUUUGAAGUCUUCGACAGCAUCAACAACCAAAGUCUGGACAAGCUGAAUGGAAUUGUGCGCAAUGCAACAUGGAUAUGUACACUGGUCUACAUAGCUGUUGGUUUCUUUGGCUAUGUGGCUUUCUGCACGCACAGCUUUUCGGGUAAUAUCUUGGUUAACCUAUCGCCCUCAUUUGGCAGCGAUAUAAUCAAAAUUGGAUUUGUGCUAUCGAUUGCAUUCAGCUUUCCCCUGGUCAUAUUCCCGUGCCGAGCCAGCAUCUACUCCCUCUUGUACAGAAAGCAGGGGCACACGGAGAGCAGCAAUUAUAUACCAGAGCAGCGGUUCCGGUUAAUUACACUCUUUAUCGUUAUCUUCUCGCUGUGUGUGGCGCUUGUGAUUCCAUCUGUUGAGCUAAUCAUUGGCCUGGUGGGUUCCACAAUAGGCGUGGCCAUAUGCAUUAUGUUUCCGGCAUCGAGUUUUCGCAAGAUCAUUAGAAAGGAAUCAACGGAACGCACCUUGGCACAGUUUGUAUUCGUAAGCGGCUUUUGCCUGAUGAUACUCGGCACAUAUGCCAAUUUGAAUGCCAUAGACGCCCAGGGCUCUGGUCCACAGUUUGACGGUGUACAAAUGGUCACACCAUUGUUGCCCAACGAAAUCUCACCGCCCGCUGUGGGUCACGAUUUGAAGAACUCCGAAAUAAUUAAGCUUUUAGUGAAAAGCAGCGACGCAGAAGUUAAAGAAGUUCUAGAAAAACUUGAAGAUGCCAAACGUGAACCUGUCGCACAUAGCAUAAAUAUUGUCGAGAAAUCAAAUAUUGCGGGUGCUUCUUCGGACAAUCAACCGAUGCCUCCGUUGCCUGUCGAUGAAUCACAUAACGUGGAUUCGAAAAAGGAAGCGCCGCCGGUUAAGUCUGAAAGCAUAUCAAAAGAAGAGCACAAACCAGUCGAAGGAAAUGUUGUAAAGAAAAACUUGACGAGCUUGGAAAAAUCACCUCCAGCAAAUAUGCCAGUCCCUAAACCAGAAACUUCUCAAUCCUUGGACCUGGCUGCGCAGCGAACCAUAGACGGAGCUGCCAUCAAAAAGGAAGAGGAAAUUACAGCUGAGGAGCAAAAAGAUAAAGCAAAUGCAGACGAAUUGCGUAAAACAGAAAAGGAACUUCAAGAAAAAAUGAAGGCUUUGGAACGCACCGUGGACAAGCUAAACGAGGAGUUGGCAAAGCAAAAGCCGCAAAGUCCAGAUACAAUGAAACUUUUGGAGAGCAGUGUGGAUAAACUGAACGAUCAAUUGGCCCAUCAAAAUGGUGAUAAUCCAAAACCUUUAGCUGUAAACGAGCUAGAUAAGGCACUGAAUAAGGUCAAAGAAAACAAUCGUAAGAAAGAGAAGGAGGAGUCACAAUUCCAACCCCAGCCUCAUCUCCAACCACAAGCCCAGCCCCAGCUCCAACCACAACCACAACCCCAGCCUCAAGACGCCAACAACACAAGAAAGGAACGCAAGCCCGCCUCACUAAUGGAAAUGCUCACUGAGAAUGCUCAUGCACGAGACGAACAGGAAGCUCAUGCUGGCGUAUUUGAGCCGCUCUCCUACAAAACGGGUGAGCUGCUCAAGAAUGCAACUCGCGAUGCGCCGUUACUGGCCCAACGACUGCCGCUGCCUUUGGUGCUGCUCUCGAAUUCCACUCGGACAAGAGCUAACAACACCUUAGCCGCCGAACUGCCGGUCAAUAAAACAACCAACGCGGACAACGUCGAAGCCAUCAGGCGAGAGUUGUUGCAAGUGAAUGAGCCACAGGUUGGGACUGCGCAGCCCGCGGUGCGCGUUAAACGCGAUGCCAACGAGAACUGUCUUCCCGAGCCCAAGUUAAACGAGCUCAAAAAUAGUGCACUGGUCGGCCUCAGCCUGCAAAUCGAGAACAUGGGUCGUGAACUGAAAUCCGUUAAGGAUGAUGAUCUCGAGACGACGACGACGAUGACGAUGACUACAACACCCAACACAGAACUGGAUGCAAGAUAAUACGCGCUCAAUUGAACUGCAAACACUACCAAAAAAAAUGAUGUAACUGUUACAAUUGUAUUUACAUUACGUAACUGUUACCUACGUGUUCAGAUUAUGUAAAUGUUACAUAUGUAUUCAGAUUGUGUAACUUUUACAUAUGUUUUCCUAUUACGUAACUGUUACAUAUGUUUUCACAUUGUGUAAGUAACAGUUACAAAGAUGUAUGUUACAUAUGUUUCCACAUUUCGUAACUGUUCCUUAUGUAUUCAGAUUGUGUAACUGUUACAUAUGUUUUCACAUAAUGUAACUGUUACAAAGAUGUAUGUUACCAUGUAUUCAGAUUAUGUAACCGUUACCUAUGUAUUCACAUUAUGUAACUGUUACAUAUGUAUUCAUAUUAUGUAACUGUUACAUAUGUAUUCAAAUGUACAGCUCCAGUGUAAUGUUCACAGGGCCAAAAAGCUUUAUGUACAUAUAUACAUAUAUUAACUUAUUAUUAUUGAUAAUGAUGUAUUAGUUUAGUAUCUAGGAAAAGAUACGUAAAUAUGCUAAGCAAUCUAUAUAUAGAUACGUAUAUAUAUAACGGUUGGUUUUUUUUUCUUGAUUGAUUGAAGAUUAACGCACAGCCCAAAAAUAAGACGGGUUUUUUGAAGUGGACAUAGUUUGUAUGAAAAAUAUUAACAAUAUCUGAACGUCUGACUAACAAGAGAUCGCCGGCUCAAAUUAAUUUAAAAGGUUUUGUAUCUGUCUGAAUUUGGCAAGUGAAACUUUUUUUAAUGACAGAUUGAUUGAUGAGUCACAAGAGAAGUUGGUUAAAUGGGCAAAAACUCUAUAGGAUUGGCCUUUGCAUAUCUUUUUUGAAAUCUAAGCCUCCGAAUUUUUAAAAUACACCUUCAGUUCAUGCUUAACAUUUGACUUGAGCCGAUCAAAAAAAUUAUAUAUAUUUUCAAAUAUUAAAUGCCUGUGCUGUAGAUUGUGCACAUGUCAAAAUUAUUUGAUAUUUAGUUGUCGGAUUGUCAAAUGUUAAGCAAUAGCCCAAAUUCUUAAUCCAAAUUACGCAGUUUAUACAAUUAUAUAAAGAUGUCAAUAGUUUUGGAUGUUGUGCAGAAGAUAGUUUUGAAUAGCGCCUACGAGCUAACAUGCGCCGCCGCCGCACAAGUCUUGAACAAAUGCAAGAUCAUGGACGUGAUAACAGCUAAAGAUUAUGAAAAUCCAGAAACGAAGGAUAAUAUGAAGAGCGAAGCGAAAAAUAAAAUAGACAUAGAAGUGCCCGACCCGCCCGGAGGCCUAGAUCUCAGCAGCAGAAAGCUAGAAACACGCUGCGUGGUCUCCCAACUUGAUAUGGCCUACAGGAAUAGUGGGCCCAUUUGUCCGCCACAGACGUCCAGUAUGCGAUUGGUGCGGAACAGCUACUUCUCUUAGAUAAAAGGCAAGCGCUGGCAUAGAUAAAAUAACUUUAAUAUGUAUAAAGAGAGAGACAGAGAGAGUAUCGGAUGAUCCACAAGUUGGGUAACAAAUUGAACAACUAAUUUGAUGGUUAUGCACAUCAGUGGCAGCUAACCAAUUAAGUGUGUAUUGGAUAAAUUUUGUAUCAUUUAGAAUUAUAUGGUAUCUCUGCAGGCGGAGAGAGA